ACAGAAAGCACAGGACAACUGCUCGGGCUGGAUCGUCUUCUUGUUGCUUUCAGCCGGGGGAGAGAAAACAGAGGGAUUUCAGUGUUUCCUGACGCUCCUGCGCAUUUUGACUGACACCCUGACCGUUUCAACUGGUGUUUGGAUGCUGACACGAUGCUGUCGGGAUUUUGGACAGAGACAGGCUCAACUGGUUUUGUUUAAGCGUGAUUUUUUUCUCCCACUCAGACCCGGCUGGUAUGGAUGCAACAGUCUCAGCCAAGUGAAUCAUUUCGCAGCUGAAGUGCUUUUUUUGUUUUGCUUUUAAACUUUUUAAAUUUCUCUGAGGAUGAAUGAAUGGGGAGGAUCAAGACAGCAUGGUUUUCUAUGAGGCCACCUUGUUUUUUAAUUUCCCAAACGCAGCGCUUCCCUGUGCACUCCUCACGCUAAGCUGUGGUUUGGAUGAAGUGUGUUUGUUGUGAUGCGUCUCCCCUCCAUUUCCACUGACACCAGUUUGGAUUUACCCUUUUGGAUCUGUGCGUUUCCAGAAUGGCUCGCUUCGCAGAAGAUCUACCCACCCGCUAUGGAGGAGGAGGCGCAGGCGGCGGAGGGAGAGGUGGACCGGGCGCCGGGAGAGGGGGAGCCCGGGGUGGUGGCGCUCCGGGCGGCCAGAGGGUGUACAAGCAGUCGAUGGCCCAGAGAGCCCGGACAAUGGCCAUUUACAACCCCAACCCCGUCAAACAAAACUGCCUCACUGUCAACCGCUCCCUCUUCAUCUUCCGCGAGGACAACCUCAUCAGGAAGUACGCAAAGCGGAUAACAGAGUGGCCUCCAUUUGAGUACAUGAUCCUAGCUACAAUUAUUGCCAACUGCAUCGUCUUGGCCCUGGAGCAGCAUCUGCCUGCCAGCGACAAGACGCCCAUGUCAGAACGCCUGGACGACACAGAGCCCUACUUUAUUGGAAUAUUCUGUUUCGAGGCUGCCAUUAAGAUCAUCGCCUUGGGCUUCGCAUUUCACAAAGGCUCAUACCUCCGCAACGGCUGGAAUGUAAUGGACUUCGUGGUCGUCCUCACCGGAAUCCUGGCCACGGUGGGUUCGGACUUUGACCUGCGAACACUGCGAGCGGUGAGAGUGCUGAGACCCCUAAAACUCGUGUCAGGAAUCCCAAGUCUCCAGGUGGUAUUGAAGUCCAUAAUGAAAGCCAUGGUUCCUCUGCUUCAGAUUGGCCUGCUGCUCUUCUUCGCCAUUGUCAUGUUUGCCAUCAUCGGGGUGGAGUUCUACAUGGGGAAAUUCCACACCACCUGCUUCAAGAUAGAGACUGGUGAGAGAGCAGCUGACUGGCCCUGUGGUGUGGAGCCCCCAGCCAGAUUGUGUCCCAAUGGGACCCAGUGUAGAGAGUACUGGACUGGACCCAACUUUGGCAUCACCAACUUCGACAACAUCCUGUUUGCAGUGCUCACUGUGUUCCAGUGCAUCACCAUGGAGGGCUGGGUGGACAUCCUCUACAGCACCAAUGACGUAGCAGGAAACACCUGGAACUGGCUCUACUUCAUCCCUCUCAUCAUCAUCGGCUCCUUUUUCAUGCUCAACCUGGUGCUUGGUGUCCUGUCUGGAGAGUUUGCCAAAGAGAGAGAACGUGUGGAGAAGAGGCAGGAGUUCCUGAAGCUUCGGAGGCAGCAGCAGAUCGAACGAGAGCUCACCGGAUACUUGGAGUGGAUCUGCAAAGCAGAGGAGGUGUUGCUGGAGGAGGAGGAUGAGAUUGCAGAGGAGAAGUCCCCGCUGGAUGGUGCGUGGUACAAGAGGAAACAAAACCUUCCAGUCCUGAAACGAAACAAAGCCAAGAAAGGUAAAAACGACCUGAUCGGUGCUGAGGAGGGGGAGGAUCCAUUCGCAGACAUCUCCUCUGUUCCUCCUCCUGGCUCUCCGUUUGGUCGGGCCAGUGUGAAAAGCAGCGGGAAGAUGGACAGCUCUUCUUAUUUCCGACGUAAAGAGAAGAGGAUUCGGUUCUUCAUCCGCCGCAUGGUGAAAGCUCAGAGCUUCUACUGGAUCGUUCUGUGUCUGGUGGGCCUCAACACUCUGUGUGUGGCGAUAGUUCACUACGACCAGCCCGAGUGGCUAACCAGGGCCCUCUACACAGCAGAGUUCGUGUUCCUGGGUUUGUUUCUGACUGAGAUGACUCUGAAGAUGUACGGCCUCGGAGCAAGAAAUUAUUUCCACUCUUCCUUUAACUGCUUUGAUUUUGGGGUGAUUGUGGGAAGUAUUUUUGAGGUGAUCUGGGACAUGAUUAAACCAGGAGCAUCAUUUGGUAUCAGUGUGUUGAGAGCCCUGCGACUGCUCAGGAUUUUUAAAGUCACCAAAUAUUGGAACUCGUUAAGGAACCUUGUGGUUUCCCUCCUCAAUUCCAUGAAGUCCAUCAUCAGCUUGCUCUUCCUCCUCUUCCUCUUCAUCGUGGUCUUUGCUCUGCUGGGCAUGCAGCUCUUUGGAGGACAGUUUAACUUUGAAGAUGAAACGCCAACAACAAACUUUGAUACUUUCCCAGCAGCCAUCCUCACUGUGUUCCAGAUUCUGACUGGCGAGGACUGGAACGCCGUGAUGUACCACGGGAUCGAGUCUCAAGGAGGCGUUCGGCGCGGCAUGUUCUCCUCCGUCUACUUCAUCGUCCUCACGCUGUUUGGAAACUACACCCUCCUGAAUGUCUUCUUGGCUAUCGCUGUCGAUAACCUUGCAAAUGCACAGGAGCUGACGAAGGAUGAAGAGGAGCAGGAAGAGGCAGCCAAUAAGAAGCUUGCCCUGCAGAAGGCUUUGGAGGUGAAGGAGGUCAGCCCCAUGUCAGCAGCCAACAUCUCGAUCGCCGCUUUUGUAAAGCAAAAUCGAGAUGCACUCUCUCGCAGGUCGUCCAUCAACAGCAUUCAGUCACCGAGUUAUACUGUCUACUCCUCUCCCGCCCGACGAAUCUUGAGUAAGGAGCAGCAGCGGUCGGCAAAGUCCAUGUCAGUGUGGGAGCAGAGGACCAACCAGCUGAGGAGACACAACAUGAGGACGAGCAGCGAGGCUUUGUUCAACGAGCUCGACCCCGAGGAGCGCCUGCAGAUGUCCACCGCCCUUCACCUGCAUCCUGACAUGAAAACCCACCUGGACCGGCCCCUCGUGGUGGAGGCCAAGAACGGCGACAAACCCAGCCGGUCUCCUGAAGGACGGGAGGAUGCAGGGGAUGGGGUUGGAGACAACUUCCACACUCACUCCAGGAGGCAUCACCGGCACCGUGACAGGAAUGGCGACAGCAGGGAUGGAGGCGAAAGCCGGGGAGGGAGGCACCACACCCAUCACAGCCGGAGCAGAGACCACAACAUAAACGGUUCCCAGGUGAAAGAGAGGAGAGGGGACAGUAGCCACAGCCGCGACGGAGGGCAGGGACACAGGCACCAUCACCAGGCCGGCUCCCCUGAGGAAGACGCCAAUGACUAUAGAGGAAGAGAAGAAAGGGGGCAUCGCCACCAUCACUCACAUCAUCCACCGAAAGAGGGAAACGGGAUGAUAGCAAAUGGUGCACAGGGGGAGCACAGGGGAAAGGACAGAGGAGGUGGGGAUAGUAACGGAGAGAGGAAGGCACGCUGCUCUCGUAUGGUCAGAGCUCAGUCGACACUGGAUGGAGACGACUGUAAGAGGAACAAGAAUGGAAGCAAAGGUCACAGGGAGAGGCAGCCAGAUGCUGAGGACGACGGCCUCGCCUCCAGCCCUCUGCAGCCGAUGCGAAGUAGCCUGAGCUUUGGGGAAAAGCAAGAAGAUGCUGACAACCAGAAGAACUCCACCAGGGCCAGCCAGGCCGGCCUCAACAGCAACGCCAUCCACAUCCCUGUCACCAUCACUGCCCCGCCCGGAGAAACCACCAUCAUACCCAUGAACAACAUCGACUGCGACAACUUCAGACUCAGUGAGGAGAAGAAAGACCUGGAGGAGGAGGAGGCAGCUAAUGGGCCUCGGCAGAUCCUUCCCUACAGCUCCAUGUUCAUCUUCGGGCAGACAAACCCGGUGCGGCGGCUGUGUCACUACGUGGUCAACCUACGCUACUUUGAGAUGUGCAUCCUGAUGGUCAUUACCAUGAGCAGCAUCGCUCUGGCGGCCGAGGACCCCGUGCAAGCCAAUGCACCUCGCAACAACGUUCUCAAGUAUCUGGACUACGUCUUCACAGGGGUCUUUACUUUUGAGAUGGUCAUUAAGAUGAUUGACUUGGGACUGCUCCUCCACCCUGGCUCUUACUUCCGUGACCUGUGGAACAUCCUGGACUUCAUCGUGGUCAGCGGAGCUCUGGUUGCCUUCGCCUGCUCAGGGACGAAAGGCAAGGACAUCAACACCAUCAAGUCCCUGAGGGUCCUCAGAGUCCUGCGGCCACUCAAGACCAUUAAACGGCUACCAAAGCUGAAGGCGGUGUUCGACUGUGUUGUGAACUCUCUGAAGAACGUUCUUAACAUCCUCAUCGUCUACAUCCUCUUCAUGUUCAUCUUCGCUGUCAUCGCUGUGCAGCUCUUUAAGGGCAAAUUCUUCUACUGCACUGACGAGUCCAAGGGUCUGGAAAAAGACUGCAGGGGUCAGUUUCUGGACUACGACAGGGAUGACGUGGCAGCACAGCCCAGAGAGUGGAAGAAGUACGAGUUCCAUUACGACAACGUACUCUGGGCUUUCCUAACGCUCUUCACCGUGUCCACUGGGGAGGGCUGGCCACUGGUCUUGAAACACUCUGUGGACGCCACAUAUGAGGACCAGGGCCCCAGCCCAGGCUUCCGCAUGGAGACAUCCAUCUUUUACGUGGUUUACUUCGUGGUGUUCCCCUUCUUCUUUGUCAACAUAUUCGUUGCUUUGAUCAUCAUCACCUUCCAGGAGCAGGGAGACAAGGCCAUGUCUGAGUGUAGCCUGGAGAAGAACGAGAGGGCUUGUAUUGACUUUGCCAUCAACGCCAAGCCACUGACGAGAUACAUGCCAGAGAACAAGCAGUCCUUCCAGUACAAGAUGUGGAAGUUUGUGGUGUCGCCUCCGUUUGAGUACGCCAUCAUGACUUUAAUCGCCCUCAACACAGUCGUGCUGAUGAUGAAGUUCUACGGAGCUCCAGAGCUGUACGAGUCCAUGCUGAAAUACUUAAACAUCGUCUUCACGGCCCUCUUCACACUGGAGUGCAUCCUCAAGAUUAUUGCCUUCGGUCCACUGAACUACCUGAAAGCGGCCUGGAAUGUGUUUGACUUUGUGACUGUGCUGGGAAGCAUCACAGACAUCUUGGUCACAGAGAUUAAGGACAAGAUGAUCAACCUGAGUUUCCUGAGGCUGUUCAGGGCGGCUCGUCUCAUCAAGCUGCUGCGGCAGGGCUACACCAUCCGCAUCCUGCUGUGGACCUUUGUUCAGUCCUUCAAGGCUCUGCCGUAUGUCUGCCUGCUCAUUGCCAUGCUGUUCUUCAUCUACGCCAUCAUUGGAAUGCAGGUGUUUGGAAACAUCGAGCUGAACGAGGAGACCGCCAUAAAUCACCACAACAACUUCCAGACCUUUUUCCAGGCCCUGACUCUUCUCUUCAGGAGUGCGACCGGCGAGGCGUGGCAUGAGAUCAUGUUAGCGUGUCUCAGUAACCGGCCGUGUGAUAAGCUCUCGGGAACUGCGGGGAAGGAGUGUGGAAGUGACUUUGCUUACUUCUACUUUGUCUCCUUCAUCUUCCUCUGCUCCUUUCUGAUGCUGAACCUGUUUGUUGCUGUCAUCAUGGACAACUUUGAAUAUCUGACCAGGGACGCCUCCAUCCUGGGGCCUCAUCACCUUGAUGAAUUCAUCCGCGUGUGGGCAGAGUAUGACCCUGCUGCCUGCGGCCGCAUGACUUACCACGAUAUGUACGAGAUGCUUCGAGACAUGUCCCCUCCGCUAGGUUUGGGAAAGAAAUGUCCGCCCCGAAUCGCCUAUAAGAGAUUGGUGAAGAUGAACAUGCCCAUUGCGGAUGACAAAACGGUGCAUUUCACCUCCACGCUGAUGGCCUUGAUUCGCACAGCCCUGGAGAUCAAACUGGCAUCUGGGGUCCUGGCGCAGCAUUUGUGCGACGCUGACCUGAAGAGGGAGAUACACCGAGUCUGGCCCAACCUGUCGCAGAAGACUGUGGACCUGCUGGUGACGCCACCUAAAUACAAUGAGCUGACUGUGGGGAAAGUCUAUGCAGCUUUAAUGAUCUUUGACUACUACAAGCAGACUUGUGCCAAGAGACUCCAGCAGCAGAACUCUACAGGAGGACCUCAGAGUAAACUUGGGGCGUUGUUCCGUCCUAUGCUGCCCCUCACUCAAAUACAGGAAGUGGAACCACCGUUCUGCAGCCCCAAACAGCCCCUCCCACCCAAACCUGAGCCAGAAUCCAAGCCGGAGACACUGCCCUCAACCACCAUCACCUCGGUUUACAGGGACACGAUACUAAGCCAGAGGAGUGCCAUAAAACACUCCCAGUCCGGAGAUGUUUCUCAGGCAGCACAACAGAGGCCCAAAGGCCGAAGGAAACUACAGAGAGGCCAGUCAGAGGAUGUGCCAUAUUCCACCAGACCUCAGGAAUGUGUUGAACUGAAGCAGACGGAGAACAUUUCAGACACAGAGGCAUAUCCAAGCCUGGAGGGCCACUGUAGAGCGGCUUCUCUGCCCCGACUUAAUGCUGAGUACUACCGGAGCCACCCUCGCCACGCCCCUGGGACCCACCUGGCACCAAUUGUGGACCUCAGUCCUAUCAGGCGCUCAGCAUCCUCGCUGACGCCGCAGCGCCACCUGGAGGGUGGGCUGAGGGAGUAUGAUCUGGAACGGCCAAGCUUGGCCCAGUCCUCAAUGGGGCCGGGGCAAGUCCAGGGUCAGGACAGAGCCCACCACCAUCACCACCACCACCGCUGCCAUAGACGCAGGGACAAGGACAAAGAGAAGAAGCAGAAGUCUCUGGAUAGGGCUGCGUCAGUGCAGCCGUCCAGCACUGUUGAUUCGUUCACCGACCCUUCAGCUGAAGGUUUGUCCAGGGAACGAGCGAGGGAGCGGGACCGCAGCCGGCCUCAUGAGAGGAGGCACCACUCCUCAGCAGGAGAGAAGCAGCGCUACUACUCCUGUGAGCGUUACGGCAGCAGGGAGCAGUGUCACACCAAGUCAGCCGGUCCCAGUCGAUCCACGUCUCCCGGAGAGGGACAGGACGCUGGUUUGCUGAAACAGCAUGGUAGCAGUGUGGUCAAAACUGGCCCUGGAACACUCCCCUCUGGUUCGAGCACCCCGGGCCGUGGUCGCAGGCAGCUCCCACAGACACCCCUCACCCCUCGUCCUGCCGUGGCUUACAAGACCGCCAACUCCUCGCCUCUCCCGCCCGCUGCCAGCACUGCUACAGCGGGGCAGCAGACUCGCUUCAGCCGUGGCCUUUCAGAGCAUGACCGCCUACACUGGGGCCAGGAAGAGUCCCCGAUACCGGUCACCCGCAUCGGUUCAGACCCUAAUUUAAACCGGCAGCCACAGGUCGCUUCUCAACAAGCCCUCCUUGAAGAGGACUUUCAGGACACUGUGAGCAGCCACGGAGGGGGACGCCCUGUCCGAACCGUUGCCUCCACAACAGCCUCAGCGUCACAUGGAACUGCUGCUGCGCCCGUCGCAGCGGCCACCUCGCAAGGUCGGGCAGGGGUGGUGCCUAACGGGUACCACUUCACCCUUGGGGUCAACUCUGUGUCCGGGCCAGGGAGCCGAGGAACAGGAAGUCUCAGGGAGAGGGAGGAAGAGGACUGGUGCUAACAUGGCAGAAAACUGUUAGCUGAGGAUGAGCAGAUUAUCGUUGUUGUGCAGACCUCACGUCAGGUCCAAUGAGCUGAUAGGGAGCUUGCGGAUUAAUCCAGAAGGAGCGAGGAAAAUGCCUGCGGAAAGUGCUGUAAAAGGGGAUCAGAAAUCAUUCCAGCUUUGUAGUGUUACUCUCCUUUUUUAUACAACAAACUUUUAAGGAAAAAAGACACUGAUGACUUUUUUUUUAUCCCCUUUACUUGCACUGAAAUUAUAGCACCUGUGAAGACCCUUAAGUAUUUUGCCUUGGCCAGUAAAAUCAGUGAUGGAGCAGGAGACAAAAGCCAAAAUCUCCUCAUACUUUGAGUGUGUUUCCGACUGAUCUGAAUGACUCAUUCCUGGUAUUAAUAUGGCUGCUCACAACACUGUUUUUAUUUUUGUACGUUUCAUUUUGUUUAUGGUUGUCAUGUGGGUGAGAGAGGAGUUUCAACUUGAUCAUACUGAUGCUUCCACCAAAUUAUCUUUUCUUUAUCAGCUUUUACUUCGGGGUUAUCACCAAUUUCUGAGCUAAACAGAUGUUAGGAACUAUUUUCUGUAGGUUUUCUGCCACUUAAGGGACAGUGAGUAGUGUGACAAAGAUUAAAUAAUGGGCGGGGUUAGAUCAGGACUUGAGCCUAGACUAGAAGUUUUCAUGAUCACGUUUUUGUAAAUUGUUCCAGAUGUAAAUUUUUUGAGUGCACAUAGGGACUAGAUAACUCUUUUCUGGCGUUAUGUGGCUGAAUACUAAGUGCCUCGUUUUCCAAGAUGUAUUAAGAUGCAGCCUGGUCAGAUGGACUUGAAUAUACAGUAGAGGAUGUACUCAGCGUGUAGAGAACAAAGUUUAAAUCUGGUGUAAUGGACAGAAUGCAAAAAAAAAGAGGAAAAACUUUUUGUACUGAAUCUUGUGGUAGGUCAGUCCGAAUUACAGAUCCAAAGUAAGCAAUGUAGUGCAUGCCAGGGUCUUGAACUUGUCAAAAAAUAGUGUCUGUACUUUUGCUUAAGGGUGUGUGGUAAGCAUUUGCCUUUCUCUUUCAAAUAUACUGCAGGCCAGUUGGUAGAAAUGGUCUCUGAAUGGAGAAAAGUGCCAUUUUUUAAUUUCUGAUCAACUAAAAUUUCUCAUAUUCAGAAACACUUGCCUCCUCAAACAUACUCAGUCUCUGCCAUAUUUGCCCAAACUGCAUGGGUUUCCUUUCUUCGUAUCUCGUUCCUCUGAGAGCAGUAUUGUGUCAGGAUUUGUAGGAGAGGUUACCUGUUUAUGUAUCCACAGGUACAAUAAAGAGUUGUGUUGUUGCUGCUGACUGUUGACUUAAAAUAGGGCUAUGCAACAAGACGACACUUCAUCUGCCCUGUAGCUUUACCCUCUGGAAUCUCCAGGUUCAGGCUUUAGUGUGACUGCGACCAAAUUUUACAUUUAUGUAUGAAGAGUUGUAAAAUAUAGAUGUAUUAUAUGAUGUACAGUUAACUGACAACACACACUGAGGCACAAAUGGUAUCAAAGCUGAUAUAUGUGAAUCACAGGGCAUUUUUGAGGUUGGCAAGUUGACUGCAUGAAGCCUACACAGAUAGAACCACCCAAAAUAUAAAACUGUUCUUUCCAAACUUGGAUCAAAUUGUGUUUUUUUAAUACUUUUUUGUCAUUAAACUUGCUUGGAAAACCGGAUAAUUAUUAUUUAAAAUGUAGUUUUAGUGUAAGGUAUUCUGUCAAUAACAGAAGGCUGAUGUAACAUUUCCUUGUCAUUACUAGAGCUCCACACGAGCCUAAAACAUCUGUACUAUUUCCUUGAGAGCUAAAGUGGUACUGCCAGAUUCAACACCAACACCUGAGGCUAUAUUUUGCUUGAUUUUAUCCAUUUCUGACAGAUAGCCCACGAGGCACCAGGCUCUUUUCCACUUCCCACUGGUCAUGACACAUCUAGUUAAAGGAUAAGGCUGGUAAUAUGCUAUGUAUAUUUUUUUCCUUUUUUUUGGCAACAAUUCCCUUGAAAAGACUAAAACCAACGAUUUGUUAGUCUGUCAUUUUAUAUUUUCUGAUUUCCCUUCUCUGUCUGUGGCACUCAGCCCCAACAUUGUUCCCUAACGAAAACAUACAUUUUUAAAAAUGAGUCACCAAUGUGUAGUUUUUAUGUCGAAGAAAGGCUGGUAAUUUAAAAAAACAAAAAAAACAACAACUUCUUAAACAGGAGUAAACAGUGCAUUUGUUGGGAACUAUUUUCAGCUGUGGAUUAAUACACUUGAAGUGUGUAGGCAGUCUGUCCGGACCAAAAAGUUAGGGCGUAAGUGUUGUCUGUGCAAGCAGCAUAUUACGUCUCAUAUUUAUGUUUAUUGUGAGGCGGCGACCUCUAGUGGCCAUAGUAAUAAUUAGGGGAGCAAAGGAGUGAGUCAAGUGACUUAGUCAAUGUGAGGCGGAGAUCAAGGUGGGUCGGUGGGUCAAACAAACACAGGACUUUCACCCAGGAGAUUAUAGUUUGUGUCCCGUGAGAAACCAAAAGUCAACAUUGACUUAUUUUAACUUAGGUACAUGAAAUUAACUUAUGUACGUAGGUUAGCACUCUGCUAGUGCUACAUUCUAAUGUGAGUUCUCUGAUAACCUCUGUUAAAGAGGUUACGUCUUCGGUUUGGUUUAUUUGUCUGUUUGUCAGCAGUAUAACGGAAAAAUUAGUGGUCUGAUAUUCAUGAAACUUGGUGGAAGUGUAUAGCAUGGGCCAAGGGAGAACCCAUUCAAUUUUGGAGCAUGUCUGGAUCGUGGGGCACCAGUAGAACCAAUAUAGUGAUAUAGGGCAAUUUGCCUUAGAAGAAGUCUUGACACUGAGUCAAUUUCUAGUUAAGUUGGUUUUGUUUGUUUUUUGAUUUCUUGAAAAUAAGAAUAAUAUAGAAUAUCACCAUGCUUAACCUUUAAAACACAUGAUAAAAUUAAAUGCAGUUAGUUGAUAGAAAACCUUUAGAUUUAAAUGGAACUCAAUCUUGGAACCCACUGGCUACUGGUCUGAUGACAGUUUAGCUUCUUGGGGUAACGACCAAUAUUUCAAGGGUCUUGCUCGCGGAUAUCGGAAUAACUGAUAACCGAUAUCCAAGCCAAGACUUCCUCUUCUUUGCCCUGGUCAUUGUUUACAGUCCGAUUGGCAACACAAAUCACAAGCAGUGAUACUUUUAAUAGGUGUUGUAGGUCUUAAUGACAUUUUAGAUAAUCUCUAUAAAUAGAUAUCUGCACAUAAUGCAGAUAAAUUCAUUUAAAAAAGCAAGUAAAAACCUAAGUCAUCAUCGGACAACAACAAAGGGUACCAAGUUUGCAUUUCGUCCAAUGCCUUCCGACUCUUUUGUCUCCACACAGAUGGUUAACAGAUGCAGUACAAAUGGAAACCAGAAAGCUUCCAAUACCAAAACCUUGCCCCGUUGCUUAGAGAUUCUGCCUGACGUUAGGUAAUUGGUCAAAGAACAAGUUAAUAUUUAUAGGAUUUUUUUAUAUGAUUUGUUAAAAUUGUGAGUUCGGGAAUUUGAAUGUAAGUAAGGGACCAAUAUGAAUAAAACAAAUAUUGCAUACAUAUAGAGUGAUUAUCAAUCACUAUGUUUAUUCUAAUAAAAAUAGAGAUUAGGUCAAAAUAAUAGACUUCUAGGUGUCUAAAUCUCUUGGUGCUCUUUGUAUUGGCCUGGUUCAAAGCAAGUUUAUGAACAUGAAUUAUUUAAAAAUAUAAUUUGAUCCAAGUACAACUAUUUCCUUGUGUUUUAAGUUUACUUCCUGUUGUCUCAUAUUUGUGCAAUCUAUUUGAUGGAUCAUCCAGAUGGAGACAUUCUGGACUUAAAGGUCUAUCUGUAGGCGACUCUCUGUUCUUUGUAAAGGUAACAUAAUAGAUUGCUUGUCGUCACACUGUCUUUAAACGUUGCUGUAAGUUGCCAUAUUGGAGCAGAGAUUUGUGUAAAUCUCUACGGUAGAUUUUUAAGGAGAUCCUACAUUUUCAGACCUCCAAUGAGACCAACAUGAACAGGGUGCCAACUUCUCCUCUUACAGUUUUACUAUGACUGCCCCCUCUGGACAGGUCCUGUUUGCAUGUUCUGAAAUGAAAAUGUGCAUGUGCAAAAAACAAAAAACGAAAAAACAAAACAAAAAAAAGAGGCAUUGUUUGACUUCAUUCAGUCCAUGAUUUGUACAAUUUGUUUCCUGGUUGUAUUUUCUGAUUAUCUAAAUACACAAUGUAUCUGUUUCAGGUAAAGAAAAAAAAAAGAGCUUGAAUAACAUUUUAUCUCAGAACCACCAAAGUGGAAACAAGGCUCUUUCUCAGAAAAGAGGUUCUGGAGUGGCUGAAUCCUUCGCUGCCUGAUCUGUUACUUGACUGUCUCUCCCACAGUCAUUUCGACUGUACCUAUAGAUUUUAUAUGAAUAUAAGUCCUUGAAUA
This is a messenger RNA of Epinephelus moara (kelp grouper), 12144 nucleotides long. RefSeq names its product calcium channel, voltage-dependent, N type, alpha 1B subunit, b (gene cacna1bb). Gene Ontology annotation, biological process: calcium ion import across plasma membrane; chemical synaptic transmission. The coding region runs from base 526 to 7734 and encodes 2402 amino acids. The record is from RefSeq and is a predicted model, not a curated record. NCBI's taxonomy places the organism in Eukaryota, Metazoa, Chordata, Actinopteri, Perciformes, Serranidae. Gene Ontology annotation, cellular component: neuronal cell body; membrane; voltage-gated calcium channel complex. The transcript has 49 exons. Gene Ontology annotation, molecular function: high voltage-gated calcium channel activity.